Messenger RNA from Engraulis encrasicolus (European anchovy), 5598 nucleotides. It is a transcript of the gene atxn2, whose product is annotated as ataxin 2. The transcript is spliced from 25 exons. The coding region runs from base 1263 to 4625 and encodes 1120 amino acids. The record is from RefSeq and is a predicted model, not a curated record. Gene Ontology annotation, biological process: cytoplasmic stress granule assembly. Gene Ontology annotation, cellular component: cytoplasmic stress granule. NCBI's taxonomy places the organism in Eukaryota, Metazoa, Chordata, Actinopteri, Clupeiformes, Engraulidae. Gene Ontology annotation, molecular function: mRNA binding.
GAGAAAUGUAUGAUUAUUGUCCCCACUGUGUAUCACCUCAUGUUGACAGUGCCAACAUUGGGUUUGUUUGCGGUUGUCAAAUCCAACGUGCCGACUAGCAUCACAGUUGCAUGGAAAUUUGCGAUUAGAAUUUGAAAAGUUCUUUUAAUCUUAGCCAGCUCACGUUUCAGCUAAUAUGCAUCAAACGUCAGUGUCGGAGCUGGCUUACUGAUGCAUUUAUCAGAAGAGACUGUGAUCAUUUGGUCCAUUCAAGCCAUGCACCUAACCUUAUUAACAAUGCACGGUCACAUUUUGGUCAUCCAUACCGCUUUCCCCCUAUUUCGAAUUAAGCCCAUGCGUGCGGCUAGCUUCGUAAAAGCUAAUCAGCGUUAGCUCACAUUUGACAUGCUGGACGUUAGUCGAUGCCAACUUGCGCGGAGGGUGCUAGCCGUCGAAAGUUACCUACUCGUCCGACGCAAGCGAGUAGUGAAAUGCCAAGUGAUGCAUGCAAUUCGAGAACAUUUUUAACCUGACAUGGCAACUACAUUCUGUCCAAACACGCUUACCCAGUGCUGGGCCUAAAUAUUCUGUUAUUCGCUGCCAGUUGGCAUGCAUUUAGGUUUAUCAAAGGUUGUUGGCUGAACCAAGAUGCUUGGCUAUGCCGCUAGCUGGAGCAUCUUUAGCAGGACAACUCGACUAUCUUGCUUUGUAAACAAUGUCAGUGCCACUGGUUCUGGUGGUGCUUUUAAAAACGUGUGGUUGGACUUUGGCCCAUGUUGGGGCCUGCACCUUUCUUUUUAUUCUGAUUUACGGCGAGUGUUUCAACUAGGUGUUAUAGCUGCUCAGCUGGUUGGGUGUGAUGUUAGCAUACAAGCAAGCUAGUGGUCGGCCCUACAGAGCAGUAGCCUGCAAGGAACUGUCAGGCAAGCAGCUGACCUCAAAUCACCGCAGAAAUAUUUCCGUCUUCGUGUGGUCUUAGCUGCUAUUGACCGUGCGUUUGUACCUUAAAUUAAUAACUAAGCGACGGUCAGUCACCGAUCUCUUUCUUCGGAGGGGUCCUUCGAAUUUGGAGGAGGGGGUUAUCAGCCUAUGUCGCGAGCUAGCCCGCGCCUGACGCGCGCAUGUGCGUGCGGGUUCUGCAGGGGAAAGUCAAGCGAGGGCAACAACCUUGACGUUGUCGGGCUGCUUAAUUUCGUGUCCUUGGAUGAUGACAUUUGUGUAGAGGCCGAAAUGGCUCCAAGGGAGUACCAACUGCAACUCCUUUCAAUGGUGUUUAUGCAAACAUGAGAAUGGUUCAUAUCCUGACGUCGGUAGUGGGAACCAAGUGUGAGCUGACAGUCAGAAAUGGCAUCAACUAUGAGGGGAUCUUCAAAACAUACGGCCCAGAGUGCGAUCUGGUGCUAGACGCGGCCCACAGGUCUCCACGGAGCCCGGAGCCUGCCACAGGCCCUCGGCGCGAGGACAUUGUGGAGAGCAUCAUCUUCAAGUCCUCUGACGUGGUGGUGGUGCAGUUCAAAGACGUCGACCUCAACUUUGCCAAGAAAGUUCCUACAGAAGCAGACAACUUCACAGACACGGCGGUGAGCGGCACCCGUGUGAACGGCGAGCACAAGGAGAAGGACCUGGAGCCCUGGGACGGAGGGGCAGGGGAACAGGCCAACGCCGCCGGCAGCCUAGAGUCCCUAGACACAGACUUGUCUAAUGGCUGGGACCCAGACGACAUGUUCAAGUACAACGAGGAGACGUAUGGUGUCAAGUCCACUUAUGACAGCAGCCUAUCUUCAUACACAGUGCCUCUGGAGCGCGACAGCUCUGAGGAGUUCCUGAAGCGCGAGCAGCGCGCUGCACAGCUGGCGGACGAGAUCGAGUCCAGCUCCACCUACAAGGCCCGCGUGGCGCUGGAGAAUGACGAGCGCACCGAGGAGGACAAGUUCACCGCGGUGGUGCGCGGAGGAGGAGGAGCAGGAGGUGGAGGAGGAGGUGGAGGAGGAGGAGGGGAGCGCGAGGGACACACGCUCAACAGAGAGAACAAGUACAUUCCCCCCGGCCAGAGGAACAUGUCAUGGGGCUCGGGACGCCAGAACUCCCCCCGGCUGGCCCAGUGCAGCCCGGGUCCUCACACCCCACGCUCCGCACCUCACGACUACAGCUCCCCUCCGGGCAUGGACCAGCGCGUCGUCAACGGAGGUAGCCACCCCUGGUCCACCCGAUGCCCGUCUCCCUCCUCCUCCUCAUCCUCCUCUCGCCCGCCCUCUCGCUACCAGUCCGGCCCUGGCGGUGGGGGCGCUGGUGGCCCCGGCCCUGGCCCUGGCCCUGGCCCUGGCCCUUCCUCCAUGCCCUCCGCUGCCAGCUCCUUCACCACCACCUCUUCUUCCUCAUCUUCAUCCUCCUCCCUGCCCCCCAGGGCUGCCACCCCCACCCGACCUCCCUCCAGACCCCCCUCCAGGCCGUCGCGGCCACCGUCUCACCCCUCGCCCGCCCCCAUCGCCACCCUGCCCAAACGCAUGGCCUCCGAAGGUCCCCCGAGGAUGUCCCCCAAGUCCCAGCGAACCCCGCGGACGCACCGUGUCCCCUCCUCCCGCAGCGGAGACUUCCUGUCCCACAAUGCACCCGGGGAGGCCGCCACGCCCCCGCCUCCCGCUCGCAGCAGCCCCUCUGGGGGCACCUGGUCUUCCGUUGUCAGUGGAGCGCACAGACCUCGAUCUCCUCGGCAGAGUAACCUGGGCGGAGCGUCUCCUGGCCCCGCCUCCGUGGUCUCCUCUCCACAGACGGGCACUGCCCCCGUUGACUCAGUAGCCAAUCCCAUGUCGGCUGGCUCCCCCAUCGCCGCCAGCCCCGCAUCCAAUACGGCAGCCACGCCUUCAGCCGAGGCUAAAGAGCCGCGGGUACAGGAAGCUCGCCAGAACUCUCCCACCGCCAACAAGGAGAACGUCAAGCCCAUCGAGUCAACUACCGGCGCCACUAGAACACUCAGCAAAGGUCCUCCCAGUAUGGCUCCAGACCACAGAAAGCAAAAUAUAGACAAUCUAAAGAAAUUUAGUGUAGAUUUCAGGUUGCAGUCCAGCUCCAACCCAGACCCAGUCUUCGAUCCCAAGGCCGGGGAGAAGCCUAAGGACCUUCCCCUGGACGGCAGCAGUGGCAAGGGCCCGGCAGAUGCAGCCAAAGCAGACCCCUCCACAAACCCCGGCAGCCGAGACGACACCUCCUCCUCCGCAUCCGCCACGACCCCCGUCACCAUGGCUGCGACCCCUAACAAGCCGGUCGCCCCGUCUCCCUCCCCUUCCCCCUCGGAGCAGAAGAGGAGCCCGGACAUGACCUCACAGGGGGUGCAGACCUCCACGCCAGGAGGGGGGGCCGGAGGGCCCAAAGCAGAUGACAAGGACGAGAAGAAGGACCCCGUACUCGAAAAUGUAAGGAAGUCCACACUCAACCCCAACGCUAAGGAGUUUAAUCCUCGGGCUUUCAGCACACCGCCUAAGCCGGCGACGCCCACUCUGCCGCCACGUCCGCAGGGCCAGCCCAGCCCCUCCAUCGUGGUGCAGCAGCCCCCGGCUGUCUACGGCCAGCCCGUCUGCUUCCCACAGAUGUACCCACUCACGCCCGUCAGCCCUGGAGUACAGCCUCCGGCCAUGUACCAUGUUCAGAUGCCUCAUAUGACGGUGAGCCAGAACAAGCCCUACAGACCAGGUAAAGUGCCCAACAUGCCGCAGCAGAGGCCCGAGCAGCACCACCAGCAAGGGUCCUCCGCCAUGAUGCAUGCGGCCACGGCAGCUGGCCCGCCCAUCGUAGCGCCCAGCCCCGCCUACUCCACCCAGUACUUCACCUGUAGCCCCCAGCAGUUCGCCAGCCAGCAACUGGUGCAGCAGAUGCCACACUACCAGUCACAGGCUCAGCAUGUGUUCAGUCCAGUGAUGCAGGGUAAUCCGAGGAUGAUGACGCCUCCACAGCCUGGCCAGCCCACACUGGUCUCCUCCUCAGCCAACCAGUACGGAGAGCAGACCCACACUAUGUAUGGUACGAGACGCACACACACUCACACACACGAGCAGACCCACACUAUGUAUGUGUCCAUGGCCCCGCAGCAGUACGCGCACCCCAACGCCACGUUGCACCCCCACCCGCAGCCCUCCGCCACCCCCACGGGGCAGGGCCAACAGGUCCCAGGGGGCCACCAAGGGGGCAACCACCCGGCACCCAGCCCCGUGCAGCACCCACAGCACCCCCAGGGACCCCCGCAGGCUGCCCUGCACCUGGGCAACCAGCCUCAGCAGCAGCAGAUGUACUCAGCCCUGGCGCCCACCCCGCCCUCCAUGACCCCCGGGCCCAACCCCCAGUCCCCCCAGGCCAGCUUCCCCUCCGCCCCCCAGGCACAGGCUGUCUACCUCCACCCCCAACAGAUGCAGCAUGGAUACAACCCCUCCCACAUGGCACACAUGCAGCAGGCCCACAUGCAGUCUGGUAUGGUGGCGUCGCACCAUGCCACCUCUUCCCACCCCCCCAUGAUGCUGAUGGCCACGCAGCCCCCCGGGGGGCCUCAGCCCCAGAUGCCCCAGAGUGCCCUCAACCCCAUACCCGUCUCCUCCACCACACACUUCUCCUACAUGGCACACGCCCCAGUGCAACCCCACCAUCAGCAGCAGCUAUAGUGGAGAACUAUUGGCCGGGUGUACCCCAUCUACUCCACAAGCCAAUCUACUCGCCCCCUCCCAAACCAGGAGCCAGUCCAUUUGCCUCUUCCCCACCCUGAAGCCAAUCCACCUACCCCCUCCCCACCCAGGAACCGACCUACUUGCCCCCUCCCCAGCCCCCACCCAGCCCAACCACCAGAGCUCUUCCUGGCCCAGUCCUCUUGAUUCUCAAAAAAACGAAAAGAAAGAAAUAAAGAAAGAAAGAAAGCCCUUCCGGUCCCUGAACCAGGGUCCCAGUCAAUCCACAUCAUGUUGCCCCAUCCCCACCCCCACCCCUCCCGUCCUUCUACCCCUCCACAGUAAUCAAAGAGUACUAACAGGUUUUAAAAAAAGAGGUGUUGAACAGAGUUUUUAACAAAAAGAGUAAAAAAAAUAUGUUUUAAAUAAGAAUGGACCCUUCCAAGAUGAUUCAGAGAGAGAGGGUGCAAUGCACCGAUACAGUUGGCAGGGGGCGCUGACUGCAAACCUGAAUCAGCAUGCCGAGAGCGAAGACAGAGAGAUAAAUAAAUAAAUAAAAUAAAAACUGGAACUUGCGUUUCCAUCUGCACCUUGAAAAACUUACAACUCUUCCAAUCUAUACACAGUAUUAACAUUACUGUUAACUGCUGCUGCUGCUAUCGCUGCGUUCAAGACUUGGGGUUUAAACUACCAACGACAAUAAAGAAAUACCUGACUAAAACAAACAAUGAAUACAUGUUGUAACUUAACAAAAAAGAAGCUUCCUGUAACACCAGAAACAGAUUUGGCAGAAAUGGAGGGAUUAUUUAAAGAAUUUGAGAUGGAAAGCCCCGAUUCACUUGACCGUUGCAUAACUGUUAAGUUUAAAAGCAAAAAGAAAACUUUUACUUUGUAGAUAAUAUAAAUGAAUAAAAAAUUAAGAAAAAAAUACAAAAAACAUUAAAAAAAGAUUUAAAAACUGAAUUUCUGUGUG